AUGGCUAGUGACGACGAAUCUAGUACAUCAGAAUUGAAGGAAAAAGUGCAAUUAGGCCUUCCAGAUCGUUGGCUCUAUUGUCCAUCGUUGGGUUGCGUUAUUGCGAAGCAUUUCUUGCCUUUCAAAACCCCUUUGUGCAAGCUCUAUGAUGAAAAAAUAGAAAAAAAGUAUCAGUUCCAUCCUCGCGACGUUUUUUCAUACAAGUUGCAAGGCGCUGAACCGGGUGCUAGAAUAGGAUUAUGGAUCGACCUUACCAAAACAGAUCGAUAUUAUAGUAAGAAAGAGAUUGAAAAACGAAAUUGUUUAUAUAAGAAAUUACCAAUGAAAGGUCAUGGUGAAACACCAUCUAUUGCUGAUACCGAAAAUUUUUGUCGAAUUGUGCGUUCGUUUCUCCAUACCAGUCCGAAGGAUAUAGUAGCGGUGCAUUGUACUCAUGGAUUCAAUCGAACAGGCUUCUUGAUAGCUGCUUAUCUUGCCAGUGCAAUGGAUUGGGCAAUUGACGCUGCUAUAUAUACGUUUGCACAAAUGAGGCCAAAUGGUAUUUAUAAACAGUUCUAUUUGGAUGAACUUAUGAGGAGAUACGGAGAUGAAGAUGACAAAAUAGAGGCACCACCUCGACCUGCUUGGGAAAGUGGUCCUGUUUAUGAUGACAAAAUGUUAUUUGACGAUAAAGAUGCUAUCGUAGCUGAUGUCAAGAAUGCUGAUGAUUCCUCCGCAGUCGUACCCAAAUUCAUGGAUGGGGCAGUACCUAGCGUCAAAUACGUAUCAGAUCCGAUGAUGAAUACCAUUUUGCAAACUAAGAUUCGAACCAUGUGCAAUUAUAAAAAAGACGGGUUUCCCGGGAGUCAACCGGUAUCUAUGGAGAAAUCUCCUGAAAGGGAUAAUAUGCGUUUUCUAUUAGAAAAUCAGUAUAUGGUAUCUUGGAAAGCAGAUGGAAUGAGGUAUAUGGUACUCAUCGAUGAUGAAAAUUCUAUAUUUGCGUUUGAUCGAGACAAUCGCGUUUUUAAAAUUUGCGAUGUCACAUUUCCACAUAGAAAAGAAAAUAGGCAUAUUCAAAAUACAUUAAUUGAUUGUGAAAUGAUAAUCGAAAAGGUGAAAGAUGAAUUUGGCAAUGUGAAUGAUGUUCCACGACUACUUAUUUACGAUAUCAUUAAAUUUGAGGGACAGAACGUUGGUGAUUGUGAUUUCAGAACACGUUUAUUGUGUAUUCGUAAAGAACUUAUUGGACCUCGUAUCGAAGCGAUAAAAAAUGGCCGUAUUAAGAGGGAAAGAGAACCAAUAAGUAUACGUAUGAAGGACUUUUGGGAGUUAGAAGCCGUAAAAAAGCUCUUUGAUGAAAAGUUUACAAGAAAUGUUGGACAUGAAAUUGAUGGCUUGAUUUUUCAACCAGUUACAGAAGUAUGUCUAUUUCUUGUUUGAAG
Molecule: messenger RNA, 1421 nt
Organism: Thelazia callipaeda (thelaziosis nematode)
Lineage: Eukaryota; Metazoa; Nematoda; Chromadorea; Rhabditida; Thelaziidae
Source: the annotation of a GenBank genome assembly